CAUUCUCGCUCAUAUCACUAUGUCUCAUCGCUAACAUCCUUCUAUCUCAUUGUCUUAUCCUUUGCAUUCUUGCAUCUCUAUCUUUGCCCUAACAAUAAUCGUUUUAUGUCUUUGUAUUCGAUUUCUUCUUUCUAUCUCCUUGUGCCAUCCCUAACAUUCAUCCUUCUAUGUGCUUCACAUAACACAAGCAUUCUUCUUUCUAACGCUUUCUUCUUUCUUUCUAUCGUUUUGUCUCACUCCUAUCAUUCUUCUUUCUAUCCACUUUCCGAGUCAUUCCGCUAUUAUUCCUUUCAUUCUUCUUCCUAUAUGUUUCCUUUAUCCUUAGCAUUUUUCUUUCUAUCUCUUUGUCUGAUCCUUAGCAUUCUUCUUUCUAGCGCAUUUUUCUUUCUAUCUCUUUGUCUGAUCCUUAGCAUUCUUCUUUCUAGCAGUUUUAGCAAUCUUAGCAUUCUUCUUUCUCUCUUUUGUCUGAUCCUUAGCAUUCUUCUUUUCUAUCGUUUGCUUUAUCCUCAGCAUUUUCUUUUCUAUCUCUUUCAUUCUUCUUUCUAUCGGUUUGCUUUAUCCUCAGCAUUUUUCUUUCUAUCUCUUUGUCUGAUCCUUAGCAUUCUUGUUUCUAGCGCAUUUUUCUUUCUAUCUCUUUGUCUGAUCCUUAGCAUUCUUCUUUCUAUCGGUUUGCUUUAUCCUCAGCAUUUUUCUUUCUAUCUCUUUCAUUCUUCUUUCUAUCUCUUUGUCACCAUUAGCAUUCUUCUUUCUAUCGGUUUUGCCUUUAUCCUUAGCAUUUUUCUUUCUAUCUCUUUUCUGAUCCUAGCAUUCUUCUUUCUAGCAGUUUUUGUAAUCCUUGCAUUCUUCUUUCUAUCUCUUUGUCUGAUCCUUAGCAUUCUUCUUUCUAUCGCAUUCUUCUUUUGGCGGUUUUCUUUAUCCUUAGCAUUCUUCUUUCUAUCUGUUUGUACGAUCCUUAGCAUUCUUCUUUCUAGCGGAAUGUCAUGCAUUGCUUUCCCUUGUCUGUCUUUCCUUCUAUUCGACCUCACAAACACCUACGUUUCUACUGAUCUAUCUAUCUAUCUAUCUAUUUCAAUUUUUUCAUAUCUAUCUAUCUAUCUAUCUCUAUCUAUCUAUCUAUCUCAGUUUUUUCUAUCUAUCUAUCUAUCUACCUAUCUAUUUCAGUUUCUUCAUAUCUAUCUAUCUUACCAUGACCAUAUCUAUCUAUCUCAUCAUGGCCAUAUCUAUCUAUCUAUCUAUCUAUCUAUCUAUCUAUCUAUCUAUCUAUCUAUCUAUCCAAACUAA
Molecule: messenger RNA, 1281 nt
Organism: Acanthosepion pharaonis
Lineage: Eukaryota; Metazoa; Mollusca; Cephalopoda; Sepiida; Sepiidae
Source: the annotation of a GenBank genome assembly